CCAAGAUCUAGCAGGUCCUUCCAUGUUUCGCAUUCUGCCUUGUCUAUUGCCGGCGGUCGUGGCCAUCCACCAGGGCCAAGGCCACCGUGGCCAUGGUGGCCAUGAAGGCGUCAGCGAUGUCAGGGUCAUUGACGCCUCGGCAUCGUCAAGCAAGCUUUCCAACCACUCCCGGGACGCCGUCCUGGAGACCCCCGAGUCCAGUCAUCUCGUGCGCCGGGAGCAUGUUGCUGCCGUGGAACCGACAAGGAAAUUGACGUACAUGGCUCUGGGGGCCACUGGCCUUGUGGGCUAUUUGGCCUUUCUGGCCUCAAUCUCCAGUAGCGCGGCAUCAAAAGAAGCGGAGCCGGAAGAUAGAAGUUUGUUGGGUGCCUGGCCCACAGCUCUGCAGUGGAUGAUGCUCUCUAUGACACUGUCGAUCUUCAACAAGUGGAUCUUUCUCCCGGAGGGUGCCAACUUUCCGUUUCCAAUGACCUUGUCCUGUUGUCACAUGUUGGCCACCGGCCUCUUGCUACACCUGCUGCGCUGGGCGCAGCCGCAGUUCUUUCCUGGACUCCAGGGCUUUGACGAAAAUCAUGAGCGUCGACGGAAGUUGGCAAAGGUGGUGCUGCUCGUAGGAGCGUUGCUCUCCGUCUCGGUGGUCUUGUCCAACUCUGCCGCUGUGUUGCUCUCAGUGGCCUUCGUGAAUAUGCUGAAAAGUGGAAAUCCGGUGCUGGCGCUCUUGCUGGGACUUUCCUUGGGCACUUCCAGCUGUAACUGGCGGAUGCUGUGCCCGCUGCUGAUGAUGAUGUUGGGCGUCUUGGCGACGAUCCAUGGGGAGCUGUUUUUGAGCUACUUGGGUCUGGCACUUCUGGUGAUGGCCAUCUUGAUUGAACAGUUUCGGUUGGUGAUCUUCAAAUCUUUGAUGUCAGACAGUGGAUUUUCACUCGAUCCACUCUCUGCAGUGGCUCUCUUCUCACCCGUUGCCUUCAUUUUCACCUUUGCAGCCGCAGCGACAUAUGAAUGGCAUUCCUUCUGGACCGCUGGGCGGAUGGAUGUCUUACAAGGUUCAGCUCUAGUGUUGAACUCUCUGGUGGCUGUGACUUUGAACAUUGCCUACUCCAGGCUGUUGAAAGUGGCCAGUCCCGUGACCUUCACCGUUUUCGGCACGGCCAAGGACGUGGCCACGGCCGGGCUGUCCUUGACCCUGGUGGGUGGUACCGUGACAACGCAACAGCUCUGUGGCUACGGCACUGCCUUGGUCGGCAUGAUCUACUACGACCGAGUGAAGCGCAAUGCUUGACGCAGCCGCUACGACGCCGUUGCGGCGUGGAGUGGAGAGCCAGCGGAACAUCGCAGCUGCAGAUGGCAGAUUUUAUGGUAGACCAACGUGGGUGUGGU
Messenger RNA from Cladocopium goreaui, 1377 nucleotides. The record is from the annotation of a GenBank genome assembly. NCBI's taxonomy places the organism in Eukaryota, Dinophyceae, Suessiales, Symbiodiniaceae.